GGUUCUGAUAUUGAUGCCGUUGACUAUACUAAGAAAACAGCGCUGAUGUAUGCUGCAGCUAAAGGCCAUAUUAAAGUGAUCGACUAUUUACUCCGACAUAAUGCUGAUAUUUCUGCCGUAGAUGAAGUACAGCGAACUUGUCUUCAUCUCGCUGUUCGAAAUGGUCAUUUACAAUUAAUUCAACACUUAUUACGAGUAAGUUACAAAUCAAACAUAAUUCUUACUCAAUUUAUGGAAUAA
Molecule: messenger RNA, 240 nt
Organism: Trichoplax adhaerens
Lineage: Eukaryota; Metazoa; Placozoa; Uniplacotomia; Trichoplacea; Trichoplacidae
Exons: 1
Molecular function (GO): protein binding
Source: RefSeq, a predicted model, not a curated record